Molecule: messenger RNA, 1401 nt
Organism: Cylindrotheca closterium
Lineage: Eukaryota; Bacillariophyta; Bacillariophyceae; Bacillariales; Bacillariaceae
Source: the annotation of a GenBank genome assembly
AUGCUACAAGGGGAGCCAGAUGAAGCAACGGCGGCUGCCCAAAAACUGUACGAACUUUGCGAUGUUGCCCACAAAGACAAUCGGGAACCAAUGGUUGCUUCCGGAAAAUACGAUGUCUUAAAUCCACUUUCUGAAUGCCUUCUACAUGACAAUCCCGAAAAGCUACAUUUUGUGUGCUUGGUAUUGAACAAUCUUUCCAUUCCUUACGAUAACAAACGGGUGAUGGUGCUGGAACGAGUCGCAAAGAAACUAAUUCAAAACCUGUGCAAAGUUAUUCAGCAAGGGAAGAAACAGACAUACCUCUGUAUCAUUUGCCUUACAAACCUAUCAUACUAUGAGCCUGGAAUCAAAGCAAUUGGUCAAUUUUCACCGAAACCAAAGACCCAAAGUCGAUGGAAGCGAAGCAAGAUUCCACCCUUGGAAAACCCAAACUCUCUGAUGCGAAUUAUGCAAGAACUGACCGCACAUGCCACGAGGGGUACGGCAGAUUUUCGAUGGGCCUUUGGUCUCCUGGCUCAAUUAUCAAAGAAUGCCGAUAAUGCUAUUCUGAUAUCACUGACCGCAAUCCCACAAGUCGCCAUUAAUAACAUCAGGUUGUCCAAAUCGAAACCAUCGGAAUGGAAGACCAACUCAUUGGAAGACUUUUCUCUGUUUCUCCUCAUGUAUCUUGCCGAGGUAUCGGGGGCUUCUCUAACGGAUAAGGCAUUGGAUGUUGUGGAACCCAUCAUGCAAAAGGAUACUGGUGUUCAGGGGCUCAAGGCUACCAUGAUGUGUUCGUUCAUGGAAAUUCCGUGGGAGAAAUAUCCAAACUAUGGUGUCGUUGCGGGCGGUAUAGUAUCGGAGCUCAUGUCCAAUACAUUUGAACGAAAAGGCAAGAAGAAUGCCUACGAUGGCAACGUCUUUCAGCUUCGGACGGCAACUAGAGCGUAUUCCCUCCUGGCUAAAGCUGCUGGCAAGGCGGACGCUGCCGCAGAGAAUAAGAAGGCGCUGGUAAAUUCCAAAGUGGUGGCACUUCCAACAGCAAUUGCUCUGUUAUUCCAAAUGCUUUCAGAAAUAACCGGCAACUACAUGGAUGACGACGGCGAGCAUUCCUUUACUGGAUUCUACGAUCCGAAAUCGGGCGAAUUCGCAGUUGCCAGCAUUUCUUCACUUUUGCCAGCAUUGCUACAGCUGCCCGAUCCACCACGAGAAUCUGUAAGCUCCGAAAUUGCUUGCUCGGCAGUUGCCCAGCUAUUUGAGGAUUUUGCGACUGUUGCAACAUCCGUUCCUGCCAAAGCCAAGGCGUCCGAAACGGCAGAAAAAAUGAAAGAACACGCGGGGACUGCUGUUCCUCUCUUGGAAGCAUCUUAUGAUCUAUGGCAACAUGCAACGGCAUCAACGAAAAGCUUAUUCUUCAAGUAA